GCUUGGUCAUGAACACAUUUGCGAAACACAUGGCAUAAUCAUAGCCAGCUUGACCUACAUAGGACGCUGCAUAUUGAAUGCGUUGCGUCGUCCCAUGUAGGAGUCUAGGACUAGCAAUUGCAUGCAUAUCCUAUUCAAUGUCAUUUGAGCAUUCUGAAGAAACGAAACUCAUGGAUUUGGCCAGCCCUCGAGUUUCGAGCAGGGAGGGGAUUAUGUAGAAAAAGUGAUUAUCAACUCCAACGGGGGUAUUUAUUUAGAGGUACCAGAAUCUUAACUGCGAGGCAAUUGAUACUUAUCACCUGGAGCCUGGCUAGAAACAUGUCAGGGGAGUAUUGCCUAAUUUCCUGUGUCCUUCUGCUCAUGGUCAGCUUGUCUGUGGGGUUCCAGAAUGGGAACAUGAGGCUGGUGGGGGGUGAGCUGGCCCUGGAGGGCCGUGUGGAGAUCUACUAUAAUGGACAGUGGGGGACCGUGUGUGACGACAACUGGGACAUUUCUGAGGCACAGGUGGUGUGUCGCUAUCUCAACUACCCUGGUGCUCUCACUGCUGUGGUGGGUGGGAUAUACGGACAAGGAUCUGGUCCUAUCUGGAUGGAUGAUCUAAACUGUGAGGGGACAGAGAAAGACUUGUCCCACUGUCUCUUCAAAGGCUGGGGGGUUACUGACUGUCAACAUGCUGAGGAUGCUGGUGUGGUCUGUGAAAGAGAAUCGUCUCGGAAUAGCAGUCGCGUCUACACUCUGGACCACAACACAGGCCUCAGUAACCACAUGGGGGCGCUGUUUGACAGUGGACGCGACUGUGACUUUGACAUCAUGGUGCGGGUUGCAAACAGCGCUGUGGAAACUAUCUGUGUUCACAAGCUGAUUGUCACUCUGGACCCAAAUGCCUCCAUCUUAAACACCACACAAGAGGAGAACCUCAGUAACCUCAACCUAGACGUCAGCCUCAACUGCCGGCCACAUGUCACCGACUUCCUGAGGUAUCUGUACACGCGGCAGAUUAACGUGACCAUGUCCUCUGCCCAGUGCAUCCACAAGAUGGCGUCCGACUGGGGUCUGAAGCAGCUUCAGGAGGCGGCAGGGAGGCUUUUCACCUGGCUGCUCCCCGAUGAUGCCUCCUUCCAGACCCAGACCUCUCUGUACGAGUACUCAGUCCACACAGGCGACACAGUUCUGCAGGAAACAUGUCUGCGCUACCUUGCCUGGAACUGUGAGUCACUGAUCCGUUCCCCAGCCUGGACUGGUCUUGCCCUGGGCACAGUAAAGGCCCUUCUAGCCCGUUCAGACGUGGUAGUGCCAGAUGAGGCCUUCCUCCUAAAGGGUUUGGAGGACUGGGUGUUGGAACAGGGUAACUUGUCCACCCAUGAAGACCAGGUCGCCAUUUUGAACCACAUCCGUUUCCCCAUGAUCGCUGCUGAAGAUUUGUUCAACCUCAAAGCCAAGUCUGAACUGUACAUGGACCAACAAGAGCGUUAUAAUGCCGGCAUGUUGCAGGGCUUUCAGUUCAAUGCACUACCCUUCCAGACGCUAGCUGGGGGCCUCCUCCUUAAAAAGGUGGAAUACACACCCAGGAUCUACACUGGCAAGCCAUGGAGCUUCACUUUCAGCUCAAAGGAGCUCAACACGUUCCGAUACGUCGGACACUAUUACCACUCAGGCCAGAACCUCAACAGCCUCAGUGCCAACUUUGACAGCCCUGUGCACAACAGUGCCUUUUUUUCCCUGUUCAAAAAGCUCAACUGGAACACCAGGGUCUUUAUCCACAACCAUGAAUGCUCAAACAGCGGCAUCCGCUGUCCGUCGCUGCCGAUGGUCUCGCUAACUGCCCAGAAUAACAGGGAGUUGCCCCAAGAGUAUCAGGACAGCAUCCGCUACCUCAACAAGGUUGUCCUGAUGUGUGAAGGGGAGUUUGUAUUCCAUGUCCAGGAUUUUGCAUCCACGAUUGGCAAUGGCGGAAAUCAGGCCCAGAUUCCAGCAAACAUCUCUGCGGGCCAGGCCUAUCCGUGCCACUCAGACCAGUUCUCCUACCGUGUGGUGGUUCAGCCUGUGUACACCACUGAGAUCAAGGAGAAUUAGCAGGAAGUAGAGGGACAGGAAUAUGAGGAGAUAAAGUGAACGAAGAUCACUUGGUAGUUAGUAGUUCUUUUUCAAUUAUCCAAGUUUAACAAAGCAAUUUUAGCAACGUCAAUGUAUGUAAUCCUAAGUGUUUUGUUUAACCCAUCCAAUAUCUUCUGAAUGUCACUUCCAGGCAACACUGCAUUAUCAUUCUCAGUGGCUAUUUUAGCAUGUAAAUCUUGGUGUGGCAAAAAAACAAAUAAAUGGGAUGCAUGCCAGCAAAGCCACAACACUAAACAAUACAUUAAUUGCACUAUAACGGUGACAAGCAGUGCCCGCAAACUGUUAGGGUCAACUUAGGGUCAACUCCCAACAGCAGUCCCAACACCUUACCACUGCAACACCUGGCUAUCAGCGUCUUUGUCUGGCAGCGAAACAGUUAAUUCCGCCUCAUUUACUGCCUUUAAAAAAAACAGCUGAAAUGGCUGACU
This is a messenger RNA of Oncorhynchus mykiss (rainbow trout), 2543 nucleotides long. RefSeq names its product galectin-3-binding protein B. NCBI's taxonomy places the organism in Eukaryota, Metazoa, Chordata, Actinopteri, Salmoniformes, Salmonidae. The record is from RefSeq and is a predicted model, not a curated record. Gene Ontology annotation, cellular component: membrane.